UAAUUGGCACAAAGAGAAACUCGAACCAGAGAAGGGUUUCUAUAAGGACCGUCGUCUCAUAACCUUUUUCUUCUCCUCUCUUCGUAUCUCCGCACCGAGGGAGGAAAGUAUCCCACGAAAAUACCAUCUAUCUAUACACCUAUACGUAUUAAGUAUCCUCCCCAACAAUUCUCUUUCUUCCCUUCUUUUGCGCCCUCUUUUCUCGAGGUUUUUUUGGGUUGUUGCCUUGUUGUUUUUGGUUGAGAUUUGAUAUCGUUAUGCAUCAAGGUGAUCACACUGCGCUUAGUUUGAGGCCUGGUGGUGGUCGCGGAAGCAGCAACCGACUCUUUAGUGCUUCAUCUUCGUCUUCAUCGUCGUCUGCGCCCCCGUCCUUGUCGUUUGGUUCUUUCUCUUCUGAUCUCCCUGUUUUACGUCCCCAUGGCUCCGCGCCUGUCUCUUCUUUCCCUUUAACGGCUGGAGAUGCAAGGUUUGAGAAUCAUGAGCGUGUGUGUUACACUCGAGACCAGUUAUUACAGCUUAGAGAGGCUGCUGUUGUCUCUGAUGAUAUUCUCAAAAUCAAACAAGAAUUUGAUGCUGAAGUUUUUGGAGAAGAGCAAAACUGGGGUCGUGCUGGGCAUGCUGAAAGUAAUCCUCCAAAUCAACCUCAGAGUCGUUAUUCUGAACCAGAUAAUCGCGACUGGCGCCGUCCUGCACAGUUUUCCCGCUCUGGAGAGGAGAGAUCACAAGACAAUAGAGAGUUUGGUGGACGAUAUGAGUCCAGACAGGAUGGAAAUCAAUUUCAUCGCCAAGACCUCAAUCACCAGUUUUCAAGGGCACAAAUCUCAUCUAACCAAGAGGGACCAGCUCCUGUUUUAGUCAAGGCUGAGGUUCCAUGGUCGGCUGGAAGGGGCAAUCUCUCUGAGAAGGAACGUGUCUUGAAGACUGUGAAGGGUAUUUUGAACAAGCUUACCCCUGAAAAAUUUGAUCUACUUAAGGGUCAACUCAUAGAUUCUGGCAUCACAUCAGCUGAUAUCUUAAGGGAAGUUAUAUCUCUUAUAUUUGAUAAGGCUGUUCUUGAGCCCACAUUCUGUCCCAUGUACGCACAGCUAUGUUCUGAUUUGAAUGACAAGCUUCCCUCAUUUCCCUCAGAUGAACCUGGUGGGAAAGAAAUCACAUUUAAGCGUGUCCUCUUGAAUAUUUGCCAGGAGGCAUUUGAGGGUGCUGACAAACUAAGGGAAGAAGUAAGGCAGAUGACUUCUCCAGAGCAAGAAAUGGAGCGCAGGGAUAAAGAAAGAAUGGUCAAGCUUCGUACUCUUGGAAACAUUCGCUUAAUUGGUGAGCUUCUGAAACAGAAGAUGGUACCUGAAAAGAUUGCCCAUCACAUCGUUCAGGAACUUUUAGGACAUGAUAGUGCAUCUUGUCCUGCAGAAGAAAAUGUCGAGGCCAUAUGUCAGCUUUUUAACACCAUUGGUAAGCAGCUUGACGAGAGCCCAAAAUCACGGCGUAUAAAUGAUAGUUACUUCAGCAGAUUGAAAGACUUGACUUCAAACCCUCAGCUGGCUCCCCGACUGAGGUUCAUGGUUCGUGAUGUUCUAGAUUUGCGUGCAAGCAACUGGGUUCCCAGGAGAGAAGAGGUGAAAGCAAAAACAAUCACUGAAAUUCAUUCAGAGGCAGAAAAAAAUCUUGGGUUACGGCCAGGUGCUACUGCAAGUAUUAGAAAUAAUCGUUCCCCUGGGGCUCAAGGGGUUACUACUCCUGGUAGCAUGCCCAUCACACGUCCUGGGUUAGGUGGUAUGAUGCCAGGCAUGCCAGGAACUAGAAAGAUGCCUGGGAUGCCUGGAAUUGAUAAUGAUGAUUGGGAGAUACCUAGGCAACGCAGUAUGCCUAGGGGCGAUGGAGCAGGAAUGCAGCAGAUGGGACGCAUCCAGGCACCAAUGAUGAAUAAGUCAGCAUCACUAAACACGAGGCUAUUACCUCAGGGUACUGGCAGCCUAAUGAGUGGCAGAAGUGCCCUGUUGCAGGGGAGUGGUACUUCUCCUGGCCGCCCUUCCAACUUCUAUUCUGGCAAAGAGCCUUCAUUCCAAGCUUCUGCACCUUCUAAACCUGCCUCUGCAUCCUAUGUGCUUCCAGUUGCAGGGAAAUCACAGGCACCAGCUGUAAGGUUGAACCCAGAUGAACUUCGCAAAAAAACAGUUUCGCUUCUGGAAGAAUAUUUCAGUAUUCGAGAUUUGGGUGAAGCACUAACAUGCGUGGAGGAACUGAAGUCUCCAGGUUACCACCCUGAGUUUGUCAAGGAAUCCAUCUCCCUAGCACUUGAGAAAAGUCCAGCUUGUGUUGAUGCAGUAGCGAAACUCUUGGAAUACUUGCUUGCUAAGAAGGUAAUUACACGUGGAGACGUAGAGACUGGAUGCUUGAACUAUGGCAUGUUGAUGGAUGAUAUCGCUAUUGAUUUGCCCAAAGCACCUAAUAAUUUUGGCGAGAUUAUGGGGAAACUUGUUUUGUUGGAGGGAUUGGAUUUUAAAGUUGUAAAGGAGAUCCUUUCGAAAAUUGAAGAUGAUAGUUUCCAGAAAACACUUUUUGAUUCAGCCAUGAAGACAGUAAGUUUAAGCCCUUCUGGGAAAAAUAUUCUGGAUUCCCAAGCAUCUGAUAUCAAAUCCUGCCAGAGUCUGUUCUAGCAGUCUAAAAUUUUCAUGAAUGAGUACAACAAUAUCAGUAUCCACAAUUACAAAGAGCUUCUGUGCCUGCGUUUGGGGCUUCAUAACUUCAAAGGCAAGUUGGAUAAGGUGGAGCUGCUAAAAACAAGUAGGUUAUUUUAUUGAGUUCUGUAUAUGUUUCCGAGGUCAGAGCUAAAAGAAACUAUAAAUGUCAUGGAUUUUGUUCUCAAGUAUGUUGGCCUAACAUUGUGCCUAACCGCUCGAGAAGAGUGGCUUUUUUGAGGGGUCCAGUUGUUUUGUAUUUGAUUAGUUUUUUGAAUCAUUUUUCACUUUCUUGACUGGGUGAUCUAGUUUGUUGGUAAAGCCAUUCACUUCAUAAAAAUCCCCAAGUAUUUGCCUUGAGACUA
This is a messenger RNA of Mangifera indica (mango), 3040 nucleotides long. RefSeq names its product eukaryotic translation initiation factor-like. Bases 258 to 2654 code for a protein of 798 amino acids. Lineage: Eukaryota; Viridiplantae; Streptophyta; Magnoliopsida; Sapindales; Anacardiaceae. Gene Ontology annotation, cellular component: eukaryotic translation initiation factor 4F complex. The transcript has 9 exons. Gene Ontology annotation, molecular function: translation initiation factor activity; mRNA binding; protein binding. The record is from RefSeq and is a predicted model, not a curated record.